Molecule: messenger RNA, 1569 nt
Organism: Contarinia nasturtii (swede midge)
Lineage: Eukaryota; Metazoa; Arthropoda; Insecta; Diptera; Cecidomyiidae
Exons: 4
Coding region: 114-1376 (420 amino acids)
Source: RefSeq, a predicted model, not a curated record
UUUACGUUUCAAAUUAAGUGGAAAAAGUGUGCUUUUAAUGCUUUUUAAAAGGAUUUUUACCUUAUUGUUUGGUUUUGGUUUUUUUUCUUCGUAAAUUUCGAAAACAGUGUAAAAUGUUGCCAGACUAUGUGAAAAACUGCAUCCAUAAAAUUGCCAAAUCCGAAGGUUUCACCGAUUAUUCUAUCCAAUUGAAGGCCGGCUCAAGUCAUGGUGAUAAUUUUUUGGGAAUCAUGAUUGCGGUCACGUUGUCUGGCACACGGCGUCAACAAAACGGUGUCAUUCGAUCGGAGGAAUUACAUUUGCUGUGCAAAACACCACCAACGAAUGAAGCUCGACAAAAACAUUUCCACGCAUCAGUGGCAUUCAGUCGUGAAAUUUAUAUGUAUACGAAAUUAUUGCCAGCAUUCGUUCAAUUUCAACGCGAAAAGGGUUUGAAUGACAUCGACGCAUUUGUAUCAUUUCCAAAAGUGUUUGUAUGUGAAAUGAACGAAGAAACCGGUUCGUUUACAUUAAUUAUGGAAGAUUUGCGUCCGAAACAUUUUGAAAUGUGGCCCAAGAACAAGACAGUCGCACUCGAUCAUGAGCUACUCGUUAUGCGUGAACUGGCUAAAUUUCAUGCCGUUUCAUUUGCGAUGAAAGAUCAAUGUCCAAACAAAUUUCGUGAAUUCAAACAACUUAAAGAUACGUUUGUUAACGUUUUUAUAAAAGAUACACUAAUAACACUCCUUCCAAACCUAAUUGAAAAUGCAAUUGACCUACUGGAGAAGCCUGACCACAAGAAAAUUAUGCAAAAUUUCCGAAAAAAUUAUUUGGAAAGAGCAGAUAAAUUGAAAACGGACCCAUAUUGCGAUGAAUUUGGAGUUAUAACGCAUGGUGAUUGCUGGAAUAAUAACUUCAUGUUUCAAUAUACCGAUGAGACGAAGAAGCAGUUGAAGUCAAUUUGCCUUGUCGAUUGGCAACUGUCUCAUUAUUCUCCACCUGUAAUUGACCUACUGUACAAUAUAUUCACAGGAACAGACCAUGAAUUCCGUGCUCAGCAUUAUGAGACGUUGUUGAAAACAUACCACACAUCAUUGAGCGAUACAAUAAGAAAACUCGGAAGUGAUCCUGAUAAAUUGUACACGUAUGAUGAUUUGAUCAUGCAAAUGAAAAAAUUCAGUGAUUAUGCAUUGUUACUGGCCCCACUAAUCAUUUCGAUUCGAGUAGCUAAAGCAAAGGACAUAUCGAAUUUGGACGAAUAUGCUGAACAUUGUGAACGAAACGAAAGUGUUGAAAUGCUUGGUAAAUUUGACGAUGACACUCAAGCUGAAUUUAGUCGACUAAUGAAUGGCCUACUCACUGAUCUUGUCGAUUAUGGUUAUGUAAAAUGUGAAUAAAAAAUGUAAAUGUGGAUGUAAACUUGAAAUUUCAAAGGUAUAGUUUAACCUAUCAACUUUUUGUUAAGCACGGAUGGAGGAAAAAAUUAGUAUCACCUAUGUUUUAUAAUUUUUACGCACGGUUAUUAUUUCUUUUUAUUAUUAAUAAAUUUGGGUUCUUUUUUUUUAUCUAGAAUUGAAUAUCAGAAUGUUA